Molecule: messenger RNA, 2085 nt
Organism: Ostreococcus tauri
Lineage: Eukaryota; Viridiplantae; Chlorophyta; Mamiellophyceae; Mamiellales; Bathycoccaceae
Product: Helicase-associated
Exons: 1
Coding region: 1-2085 (694 amino acids)
Source: RefSeq, a predicted model, not a curated record
AUGGAUAUCUCCUCGGACCCGACGUCCAGACGCCCGGACGCGCGUGAACGAUGCCGCGAGGUCGAGCGCGGGAGACGGCGACGACGUGAACGCCGAGCGCGCGGAGGGAGACGGUUCGGGACGAUGCUGCGCGGUGAUGCGGUGACGCCCGCGCGAUGGGUCCGCGGACACGGCGGGCGGUGGACGGAGGGGCGUCGGACGCGGAGGUCACGGAUGGUCGCGCCGAAGGCGCGAUCGAGGAGCGCGGAGGCGGAGGAGGGCGAGGUGGUGUCCGUGGAGACGUCGGCGUCGAGCGCGAGCGAGGCGAAGGAUGAUGGAGAGAGGACGAGGAGCGAAGAGACGACGCCAGAGGAUGAGCUCUUGAGACGGAUCGAGGCGCGACGGGAGGCGAUGUUUCGGCGACGCGGUGGACUUCGGACGCGGGAGCGAAUGAAUGAUAUCGUGAGUGACGAUUUUGACGAUUCCGCGGCGCGCUCGGGGGGGAAGGGCGAGCGGGAGGGGUCGGAGACGCCAACAACGUCAGGUCAGCCUGACGAGAGCGCCGUCGAGACAGAGCGAGAGGACGAGCCCACGAUCGAGCUCGAUGCUUGGAAGAAGAAGCGCGAGGAAACAGGCGUUGGUCGACCGCCUAAAUUGCGCAAGCAAGCGACGGAGCUCGUGUUCGUGUUCGAGCGCCCGGGCGAGGGGUGGGGCGAGCAGAUUUUGCCAAAUAUCUCGGCGAAACGGCGCGUCGUGGACACGCGCGCGCCUCAAAAGGCGCUCACCGUGGGCGAAGAGUACUUGAUCGAGGAGAUAGGUCUAACGCAAGACGAUGUGGUCUCUGCAACGAGCGCGGCAGCGGCGUGGCGCACGACGAAGAAGGGUCGAGCUCUUGUCGAUAAGCGACGACUUCGAUUCGCGCAGAAGAACAUUCUGCCCUUCGUGCAGGUCCUCUUCGACCUCGGCGCUGGCAAGGAAGACGUGGCUCUCAUCCUGCGACAGUUUCCAAUUCUACUAUCUCUCGAAUGUGACAUACGUUGGAAUCUGAGCGUGUUCGAGUACGCCGUGCGUCAGAAGACUGAAACCGGAGGCAGAAAGGGACCGAUUCGCGCCAAGGACUGGCCGGGGCGGUCACCGAAAAGCUUGAAGGAGAAGGACCAGUACAUACGCGCUUGGAUAACCGAGCAACGAGAUCUGCGGAAGCAAGGUCAGCUUACGCCGGAGCAGAUGUACCUACUCGAUUACAUCGGAUUCGACGCCGAGAAAUACAAGACAAAGUACGAGACGUCGAGGGCGAAGCGGUGGGACACGUCAUUUGAGGAGCUCAUCUCAUUCCAGAUGGCGUCCGGGGAGACAAAUCCGCCAUACGAACCUGGUAUGACCGGUCUCGGCGCUUGGCUAGAAGAGCAGCGCGAGCUUUAUCGUCGAGGUGAACUGGAUGAGACGAAAGCGAAGCGCCUGCGCGCUCAAGGUGUCGCGUUGGACUCCAAUGAAGCGCUUGAGGCGGCAAAGAGGUUGGCGAAUACGGGCAUUCGCGAUGUGACGGUCGAGCCGAUCGAAACGACGCUCAUGAAUACUGAGUUUACUCAAUCUGCCAUCGAGCUUCGCUCAUUCCUCGACGAAAACGGGCCUUUUGCCGAACCACAAAUCGGUUCUCCACUCGGAGUUUGGUUGAUGAAGACUCGAGUGCGCAUUCGAGACGGUAACCUCAGUGAGGAAGAUAUGAAGGUUUUGGACGAGCUUGACAUCAACAUCACGUACAUUCCUGAGAGUUGGAUCUCCAUGCUCAACACUUAUGCUGAUCUCAAGGCUCGACGCUCGAAUUUCCUCGGGGUGGACAUCUCGAGAGUACAGGCAUGGCAAGUGGAACAGGCCGAACUCAUGAAACGUAACGAUGGAUCGUUGUCGCAGGCGCAAAUGGACCGCUUCCGAGCAGUCAGUAGAUCUACCGGUAUAUCAGGUUUCGCUUCCAACGCGGCUCGCGCUGUUCGCGAAGAACGAGCUAAGGAGUUUGCUGAAUUCGAGGCGCGCGUCGCCGCUCGAAAGGCGAGACUUGAGAAGUUACAGCAGCUCAAGCUCAACUCCAUCGAUGAAGACGAAGAAUAG